GCAGGAAGCGGGCGGGCCGGCCGUGACCCGCGGGCGGGCAGCGCCGGCCGCCGCCAUGACGGGAAAAUCGGUGCGGGACGUGGAGCGCUACCAGGCGGUGCUGGCCGGGCUGCUGGCCGAGGACGAGAACAAGUUCUGCGCCGACUGCCAGGCCAAAGGGCCACGAUGGGCAUCCUGGAACAUCGGGGUGUUCAUCUGCAUCCGCUGUGCUGGGAUCCACAGGACUGGGGUUCACAUCUCCAGGGUCAAAUCCGUCAACCUGGACCAGUGGACACAGGAGCAGAUCCAGUGCGUGCAGGAGAUGGGGAAUGGCAAAGCCAAUCGUCUGUACGAAGCUUACCUGCCUGAGAACUUCAGGAGGCCCCAGACAGACCAAGCUGUGGAGAGUUUUAUCCGGGAUAAAUAUGAAAAAAAGAAAUAUAUGGACAGAAGCAUCGACAUCAACGCCUUCAGGAAAGAAAAAGACGACAAAUGGAAAAGGAGCAACGAGUCGGACAGAAAAGUGGAGCCCAUCAUCUUUGAGAAGGUGAAAAUGCCUCAAAAGAAAGACGAAACGCAGCAAUCCAGGAAAAGUUCCCCCAAAUCCGAGCCAGUCAUGGACCUGCUGGGCCUGGACGCUCCGGUGACAACGCCCGUCCCCAACGGGCGGCCCUGCAGCCUGGAGAAGGACCUGGACCUGUUUGCAUCCGUGGGAGCCAGCUCAGACUCCAGGAGGGUCGUUGGCUCCAUGCCAACCUCUGGAAGUGCUGGCUCUGUUCCUGAAAACCUGAAUCUGUUCCCUGAGCCUGGAGGCAAAGGGGAGGAGGUGGGGAAGAAGCAGCUCUCCAAAGACUCCAUCCUGUCCCUGUACGGCUCCCAAAGCUCCCAGGUGCCAGCACAAGGAGCGAUGUUCAUGGCUCCGGCUCAGCUGGGCUAUCCCUACCCCGGCUUCCCAGGAGUUGCCCCUUCCAUGGUGGCCCCAUCUGUGGGCAUGCUGGCCCAGCCUGGGGCUGCAGGCAUGGUGGCCCCCAUGGCCAUCCCAGCUGGCUACGUGGGCAACGUGCUGGGCGUGCCCAACGGGCUGAUGGGGGCCCAGCAGCCCGGAUACGUGGCCACGGUGGCCCAGCCCGUGUUUGGGGUGCAGCCAGCACAGCAACUGCAGUGGAACCUGGCACAGGUGACCCAGCAGAUGGCUGGGAUGAAUUUCUACGGAGCCAACGGGAUGCUGGGCUAUGGGCAGUCCAUGGGAGGAGGAGGAGGAGCAGCCCAGGGCAGCAACCCCUCGCUGUGGAAAUGAGCCCUCGCUCGCACGUGACCAUUUCUGCCUUUGUUCUGUUCUCCAAACCUGCUCCAUCACACAUUCAGGGGUUUUUUUGUUCUUAUUUUAAUCCUUUCAGGUUUUUGUGGGAGAACCAAACUCCCCCCUCCAACCUGAAUUGAUUUUUUAUUUUUUUUUUCCCAUCCCUGAGCUCCAUCUCUGCCUUUCCACUGUCACAGCCACGGGGACAGCUCGGUGGCCAGGCCAGGAGCAGCCCCGUCCUCAGCACAGUCAAUGCACACAGGGAGGGAUUCCCUCCCUGCUCUGAGCUCCACCUCAGCUCCUGGGUAGCACUUGAUGCCCUGCUGGGCACCUGGGCACAGGUGGGCACUGGGAAACUUGGGAAAUCUGGACUGAAUCUCUGCCCAGAAAGCUGGGAUUUCUCACUUCUACGCCAGUGUUAGAUUAUUUUUGGGGGGGGGGUGGGAAAGGGGUGGGGGAAUUUUGUUUGGGUGCUGAGGAGCUGGAUUUAAGAUUUAAGCCGAGCCCAGGGGCAAGCAAGCCUUGCUACCUCCUCCCUUGAGCGGAGCUCUCCCUGCUCCCACCCUCCUUGGAACCAAAGUCCUUGGGAAAAGCCCUGUCCCACCCCCCUGGGCGAGCAGGAAUCUCACCCAGGGUGGGGGCAAAGCCGAUGGAAUGUGAAAAACUUGCACUGCAGAGUGAAAAUUCUGGCUGCUGUUGGGAUCUGAUGGAAUUUCACUUCUAACAAUCUAACCAGAGUUAAUUCUCCAGGGCCCAGAGCCCUGUGCAAGUUUUCUUACACUUUUAAAAAAAAAAAUGACUCUGACAUCCUAAUUUAUACUUUUUUCAUGUAUUUUUUUUUCUGUUUUGUUCUUGUUGUCGUUGUUCCUGUGUAAAAUCCUGGUUCCCUCCUUUCCUGGCUCGCUUGGGGACAUUUUAAUCUUAGGCAGAUUUCUUUUCUCAUCUCCAGUAGAACCCAAAACUGCUUCAAAAGUCAGCAAGAAUCGGACUUGUGGUCUGCUCUCUCCUGUGGAUAUGUAAAUUCCCAAAUAAAAUAUUUGCAGUGGA
This is a messenger RNA of Catharus ustulatus (Swainson's thrush), 2326 nucleotides long. RefSeq names its product small ArfGAP2 (gene SMAP2). Lineage: Eukaryota; Metazoa; Chordata; Aves; Passeriformes; Turdidae. Gene Ontology annotation, molecular function: GTPase activator activity. The record is from RefSeq and is a predicted model, not a curated record.